This is a messenger RNA of Penicillium antarcticum, 456 nucleotides long. RefSeq lists its product as uncharacterized. Bases 1 to 456 code for a protein of 151 amino acids. The record is from RefSeq and is a predicted model, not a curated record. The transcript has a single exon. Lineage: Eukaryota; Fungi; Ascomycota; Eurotiomycetes; Eurotiales; Aspergillaceae.
AUGCAUGCUGAAGAAGUCCAUGAUUGGGCACUCCAUGUGGCUGGCAUGAUAUCAUUGAUUGAAUCCUUGGACACGAACAUUACAGAGGGCACCGGACUAGGCCGACUGGUCAAGGAAAUGGCCGCGCAUCUGGAUAUUGGCGUGUUUUCCCUGGGCCGCCCUGGAAAGAGUAGAAGAGCCUGGCUAGAAUGGGAUAUUUGCCCUCCCGGCACGCCGUUGGAGCUCGAUUUCUCCUCCUUGGAGGUUAUCGUGGGAUAUCCAAAGUCUCAGUUGACCAUCAUAGCCACUGUUUCGGCUGUAUUGGAGGUUACGAAUUUACCCGAGUGCCCGGGUUCAAUCCAAGACCUCGUCAGAAAGCUCUACGACACAACCUUGAUAGGCCAAGGGACGGUACCGGGUCAUCUGUGCCUGGCCGCAUCGCCUCCCCGACAGAGGAUACCCAUAUGCAAAUGUUGA